Messenger RNA from Diaporthe amygdali, 774 nucleotides. RefSeq lists its product as uncharacterized. The transcript has 5 exons. The coding region runs from base 1 to 774 and encodes 257 amino acids. The record is from RefSeq and is a predicted model, not a curated record. NCBI's taxonomy places the organism in Eukaryota, Fungi, Ascomycota, Sordariomycetes, Diaporthales, Diaporthaceae.
AUGAGGACUGCCACCGCCACUGCUGUAUUGAGCUUCUCGGCCUUAGCAUCUGCCCAUGGAUUUGUUCAACAGAUCUGGUUAGGCGAGAACCUUGUUGAUGCCUGGAACCCCUACAAGGACCCGCAGAAAGCGGGAGUUAACAAGAUCACCCGCAAGUUCAAGGACAAUGGACCCGUGACAGACGGCCUGUUUACUACCGACGCGAUUACAUGCAACAUCGGCAUCGACGGUGAGAACAAUGUGCCAGCGAACACAACAGCCGAGGUUGCUGCAGGCAGCACAGUCAAGUUUAUGUGGACUGAGUGGAAGAGCGACCAUCCUGGUCCCGUCAUGACAUAUCUAGCGAGCUGUGAUGGCUCGUGCAACAAGUUUUCGGGAAGCACCGGCAAUGUCUGGGUCAAAAUUGACCAGGCUGGUUACGACGCGUCCGAGUCCAUUCCCUGGGCUAGCAAGAGGUUGCCGGAGCAGAACAGCACAUGGACUGUGACGCUGCCAUCAUCUAUCGCUUCCGGUGAAUAUCUUCUGAGACAUGAAAUUCUCGGGCUGCAACGGACAAACACAAACGGUUCGCUAGCUCAAUUCUAUCCUAACUGCCACCAAAUCACUGUCACUGGCAGCGGCACAACCAAAUUACCGGAUGGAAUUGCUUUGCCGGGUGCUUACCAGCCAGAUGACACCACUUCUAUCUUCUUGGAGUACCGUGAUAUCUCAGCCACUAAUCCAUACACCCCUCCUGGUGGUCCCGUCUGGAGUGAUGAUGGCUGGGCAAGCUAA